AUGGCUUGGUCGGUCUUCGCUCUCACGCUGGUGCUGGGCGUGUCAUGCGGCCGGCCGCCAGUGACAAAUCGUGCGAAGCUUGAGCGGCAGGAGGCGGUGGAGAGACAUCAGGCCCAGAUCGAUCCGCCUGCCAUCAACCUGUCCAAUUCGAGCCUCCAAUCCUUCUGCCAACAGCGGCUCGAUCACUUCAACAAGACCAACCAGAAGACCUGGUGUCAACGCUUCGCUGUGGACGACAGCUUCUAUCAGCGCGGUGAACGCAGUGUGGUCUUCUUGUGCGUGGGCGGGGAGGACCGGCCCUGGGGGACUAGUGGAUGGCCACACUUGCAGACUUGCAACAACAUGGUGCAGCUAGCGCCUCGCUUCAAUGCCCUGCUGCUGUGUUUGGAGCAUCGCCACUACGGCGGGUAUGACUUCGAUGCAGUGCCCAAGUUCGACCUGGAGGGGCUCCACUUCCUCAGCAGUCGCCAGGCCCUGGAAGAUGUGGCGGCCUUUCGAGUCUACGCCGCAGAGGUCUUGGAUCUCCAGACUGCUACCUGGGUGACCUUCGGCGGUUCCUACUCUGGUGCUUUGAGUGCCUGGGCGCGGCUGCUCUACCCCGACCUCUUCCAUGCCGCAGUGUCUUCUUCCGCGCCCAUGGAGAGCCAACUGAACUUCCGUGGAUAUCACGAUGUGGUUGCCUCCAGCCUGGCGUCGCCCCAUGUGGGUGGCACUCCACAAUGCCUAGCGACGAUCACCAAAGGCCACGCGCAGCUGCGUGAGCUGCUGCGGACGACCCUGGGUCGACGAUCGCUGGAGAAGAAGUUUAACCUCUGUGGCCAUCGGCCGCUGGAUGAUUCGAACAAUGUGGCCGGAUGGGCGGGCAUGGGUGUCAUUACCAGCAAUCAAUAUAACAACAACCGCUGCAGCAUCACCAGCUGCAACAUCCGGCUCCUGUGUGGGAACUUGUCUUUGAUGAGUGAAGCGCUGCCCUCGGAGUUGGAUGCUCUGGUGGAAUUGGACCGCUUCCAACAAGAAGAGGCGGUGGCCACUGGCGCAGUGCAAAGUGUGGAGAAGUGCAAGGAUAUCUCCUGGAACGGAUAUUUGGAAAGCUUGCAGAUCCAAGAGAAGCGCACGGACGGGAGCAAUCUCAUGGGGUUAUGGACCUAUCAGAUUUGCACUGAAUGA
Durusdinium trenchii is the source of this 1167-nucleotide messenger RNA. NCBI's taxonomy places the organism in Eukaryota, Dinophyceae, Suessiales, Symbiodiniaceae. The record is from the annotation of a GenBank genome assembly.